This is a messenger RNA of Helianthus annuus (common sunflower), 835 nucleotides long. RefSeq names its product HVA22-like protein a. The transcript has 5 exons. The record is from RefSeq and is a predicted model, not a curated record. The coding region runs from base 116 to 640 and encodes 174 amino acids. NCBI's taxonomy places the organism in Eukaryota, Viridiplantae, Streptophyta, Magnoliopsida, Asterales, Asteraceae.
AAGUCAUGCUUCAGUUCAACAACAUCAAACCAAAUCCUCUGACAGACCGACAUCUCAACUCACACUUUCUUCUCUUUUCCGAUUUCGUUAACCAAAUUGCUACUUCUGAUCAAAUAUGGGAUCUGGAUCUGCAGCCGGAAAUUUGCUCAAACUAAUCGCUCAAAACUUCGACAUUCUUGCAGGCCCGGUGGUUAGUUUGGCUUAUCCUUUAUAUGCUUCAAUAAGGGCGAUAGAGACAAAAUCUCUGGCGGAUGAUCAGCAAUGGCUUACAUAUUGGAUUCUGUAUUCUAUGAUUACACUAUUCGAACUAACGUUUGCUAAGCUUAUUGAAUGGAUACCAUUCUGGUCAUACGCAAAGCUGAUUGUAACCUGCUGGUUGGUGAUACCGCACUUCAGUGGUGCUGCAUAUGUUUAUGAGCAUUAUAUUAGACCGUUUUACACCGGAAAACAGACGAUUAACAUUUGGUAUGUCCCUAGAAAGAAAGACGUGUUCAGUAAACCAGAUGACAUCCUAACUGCAGCUGAGAAAUACAUUCAGGAACACGGACCGGAUGCGUUUCAAGAAAUCAUUCAUCGUUCUGAUAGGGAAACGAGGCACAGAGGCAACAGCAUAUUUUCUGAAGGUGAUUACAGAUAUUGAGGUUUGUUUGCACAUCAGUCAUGGGGGAUUGUGGAGCUAGUUUUUGUUUUUACUGUGGCUAAACUCUUGUAUUGACCGUAUGGUAGUUUUUCUGCUUUGGAAUGUGCUUUAAGUAUUAUUUACCUUUGUAAAUCAAGUUGUUUUUUACGUGCAUAUAUCUGAAUAACAUGUCGUAUGUUUACCUCUUUGGAGUCA